Messenger RNA from Ostreococcus lucimarinus CCE9901, 2394 nucleotides. RefSeq lists its product with no specific name. Gene Ontology annotation, biological process: glycerol-3-phosphate metabolic process. The coding region runs from base 31 to 1839 and encodes 602 amino acids. The record is from RefSeq and is a predicted model, not a curated record. NCBI's taxonomy places the organism in Eukaryota, Viridiplantae, Chlorophyta, Mamiellophyceae, Mamiellales, Bathycoccaceae. The transcript has a single exon. Gene Ontology annotation, molecular function: glycerol-3-phosphate dehydrogenase (quinone) activity. Gene Ontology annotation, cellular component: mitochondrion; glycerol-3-phosphate dehydrogenase (FAD) complex.
GGACCCGACUCGGCCUCAGACCACGCCUCGAUGUCGUUCCGUCGCGCCGUGCGAACGGCUACUGGUCUUACCGCCACGGCCACGGCCACGGCGCUCGCUGUUCACGGCUUUGUGAGCUCAAACGACGGCCAACUUCCGAAAGAUCCUUGGAGCGAGUCGAGCACGCCGUUACCGUCACGAAGCGCCACUGUGCGCGCGCUGAAGCGAGCGCAAGAGCCGUGUGACGUGCUCGUCAUUGGUGGUGGUGCCACGGGCGCGGGAUGCGCGGUAGAUGCGGCGACGAGAGGGCUGAGCGUGACGCUGGUCGAGGGCGAGGACUUUGGCGCCGGGACGAGCGGCCGAAGCACGAAGCUGGUGCACGGCGGCGUGCGAUACCUCGAGAAGGCGGUGUUUCAGCUCGAUCCAGGACAGUUGAAGCUUGUUUUUGAGGCGUUGCAAGAGAGGAAAACGUUGUUAAAUAACGCGCCGCACUUGACGCGAGCGUUGCCCAUAGCAACGCCGUGUUACGAGUGGUGGGAGGUGCCGUAUUACUGGGCGGGAAUGAAGGCGUACGAUUUAGUCGCCGGAUCGCAAGGUUUGACGAUGUCGAUUUUCGCGAGAGCAGGGUCCAUGAAGUCCCAGUUCCCACAAUUGACGCAAAUGCGCACAGAUAUCGGAGAAAAGUCGAUGAAAGGGGCGAUUGUGUACUAUGACGGGCAGUUUGACGACGCUAGAUUAAACGUCGCUUUAGCGUGUACGGCAGCGCAUGCAGGCGCUGCCGUCGUGAAUUACACGAGAGUUGUGAAGUUUCACAAGGAUGGCGAUCGAAUCUCCGGCGUGCGAGCUCGCGAUAUGCUGACUGGGAGUGAAUACGACAUUUACGCCAAGACGGUGAUCAACGCAAGCGGACCUUUCACGGACGAGCUUCGUAAACUGUCAGACGACAAAGCAGAAGAAAUCAUGAUGCCUGCCGCUGGUGCGCACUUGACGCUUCCAGCGUACUACUGCCCGAGCGACCUCGGUCUCAUCAUUCCAAAGACAAAAGACGGACGUGUCGUCUUCGUACUCCCGUGGCUGGGUGCGUGCAUUGCAGGUACCACAGAUACCAAGUGCGACGUAACGAUGACGCCAUCGGCCACGAAGGACGAAGUUGAUUUCAUUUUAGAGUCAAUCGCACCUUAUCUGAAAGUUGAGACGCGUCGUUCCGAUAUUUUGAGCGCGUGGAGUGGUAUUCGUCCACUCGCGGCAGAUCCGGGGGCAAAGAAUACAGAAAACAUGUCCAGAGAUCACGUGAUUGCCGUCGAGAAGGAUGGAAUGGUGACCGUCACUGGAGGUAAAUGGACGACUUACAGACGAAUGGCUGAAGAAGCAGUCGAUAAGGCCAUCGAAACCGGAGGGUUAUCGGGAGAAGCUGGCAAGUGCCGAACUCAUGCUCUGGGCGUCGUCGGCGCGCAUGGUUACACAAACGACUUGUUUGUCCAAGUCGCUCAGAGGGGUGGUAGCAGCUUUGGAGGUACGCCAGAUGAAUCCGUCGCCAAGCAUCUCGCUCAUUCAUAUGGCGACAGAGCUCUCGUUGUAGCGGAUCUCGCGGCUUAUUCGCACCUGUCAAAGCGUCUCGUGCCAAACCAUCCCGUCAUUGAAGCGGAAGUCGUGUAUGCUGCUCGAGCGGAAUAUUGUCAAACUGCGAUUGAUUUCCUCGCUCGUCGCACACGUCUUGCGUUUUUAGAUGUUGAUGCUGCCGAAAAAGCUUUACCACGCGUGGUGGCUCUCCUCGGCGCCGAACUCAACUGGAGUUAUAUUCGGCGUCGACGAGAGUUGGCUGCCGGUCGAACGUUUCUCUCCACUUUUAAGACGGCAUAGCGUGUACAGUAGAAUAAAUUACAUACUAGAAUAACUUCAGCCAAAGAUAUCUUGCGUUAUGCGACGCGCCUGGAGCUUGAGUACCUCGGAGUUGCUCUUCAUGAUGACAUCAUACAAUUUCAUCGAGAGAUUCGCAUACUGGUCAAUCUCCAUCUUCAAGAGCUCUGCGGACGCGUGCUUGAUAUUUUGUUCCAUCGGACUUGGUGCUGCUUGCGACGAAAUCUGAAGCGUUGAUAAUAAUGCAACUCCCUCGGCCGCAUCCGGGUUCCCACUUUCAAGGCUGGCGUGAAACGCGUCGAGCGCGUCGUCCAAGUCUCCGUUUACGAUUUCCGCAUACCCUAACGCGGUGAACGCGCUCAUGACUCCACCUCUCACGGCUUGCUCAUAGUAAUUCCUCGCCUCGUUGAAACUGGCCGGCACACCGACGCCCUCUUCGUAGCACACAGCGAGGUUGUUCAUGGCCGCAGCGUUUCCCUUCGCCGCGGCUACUUUGAAGUAUUCAGCCGCAUUUUCUCUAUCCGCCCCGAUCCCUAGCUCCAAGUACUCGAGCGAUCC